GGCAUAUUUCCUCGUAGCGGAGCGAGAAACUGUUAAUCGAAAUCUUACGAUCGCUAUGUGACGUUUAGUGAAUAUUAAUAAAGAGUGUUGUUUCAGAAUGUGUGAAAGUGUUCGAUCGAGUAUGAUCUAUUGUCUUACGAUGGAAUCGAGCGUAGACACUGAAUUCUUCACGAUAUUCUGAAUUUUUUAAACAAACAAGUUUGCAUAAUGACAAUGACGAAUUGAAAUGCAAGAUAAAUAAAUAUAAAUAAAAAUUUACAUUAAAACAGGUGUAAAUAGUAUUGUUGAAUUUAACUAUAUUGCAUUUGAGAUGACUUUCCAAAUACAGUCAAAAAAGACUUUGUUCAUUGCUAUAGUUUAUCUAUUUGCAAUAAUGAUGCAAAUAACUGCGGAGGGUAUCGUAUGUUUUAAAUGUUAUGCAUCACAACCAGGACAUGAAAAAACUGAUUUACUAUGUUCUCAAUUUGAUAAAAGUCUUCGGUUUCAAGUGCACUGUCCUUCAUCCACACUUUGCAGAAAAAGAACUAUUUAUUCCAAAUAUAAAACAUCUAUAAUCACAACUGUAGAAAGGGACUGUGCACCUCAAAAACGUACAGUACCGAUCUAUAGUGAUAAUAAGUGGCAAAAUAAAGAAGAAAUUGUGACGUCCGCUUACAAAGAAGGUUGUUUUAUUGGUGAAGAUAGAGGAGCACCAGCUGGUCCACCAGAAUAUUGUUUUUGUGGACAUCAUUUAUGUAAUUCAUCACAAUCAAUUGAAAUCAUCAAUAUAUAUCAUAUUUUUAUAUCAAUAACAGUAUUACUGUUUACAACUAACUUACUAUUAUGAUACUCUUCCUCUAAGUACUUACUAAACAUGACAAAAAAUUUUUUAAUAUAUUUCAUC
Messenger RNA from Frieseomelitta varia, 883 nucleotides. RefSeq lists its product as uncharacterized. Bases 311 to 826 code for a protein of 171 amino acids. Lineage: Eukaryota; Metazoa; Arthropoda; Insecta; Hymenoptera; Apidae. The record is from RefSeq and is a predicted model, not a curated record. The transcript has 4 exons.